Molecule: messenger RNA, 1390 nt
Organism: Magnolia sinica
Lineage: Eukaryota; Viridiplantae; Streptophyta; Magnoliopsida; Magnoliales; Magnoliaceae
Product: 1-aminocyclopropane-1-carboxylate synthase 7-like
Exons: 4
Coding region: 1-1332 (443 amino acids)
Biological process (GO): amino acid metabolic process; biosynthetic process
Molecular function (GO): pyridoxal phosphate binding; transaminase activity
Source: RefSeq, a predicted model, not a curated record
AUGGGUGCAGAAGUUGAGAAAUGUGGUGUUGAAUUGUCAGGAAUUGCAGCUUCUGAAACACAUGGAGAAGAGUCCCCUUAUUUUGCUGGAUGGAAAGCUUAUGAUGAAGAUCCUUAUGAUGCUGUGAAGAACCCUUCAGGAGUCAUCCAGAUGGGAUUAGCUGAAAACCAAGUUUCAUUGGAUUUGAUAGAGGAGUAUUUGGGGCAGCAUCCAGAAGCAUCUAAUUGGGGGAUUGGGAAGUCUAGCUUGAGAGAAAUUGCCUUGUUUCAAGACUAUAAUGGACUCAAAACUUUCAGACAGGCAUUGGCAAGUUUCAUGGAGCAAAUAAGAGGAAAAAGAGUGAAAUUCGAUCCUAAUAGGAUUGUCCUAACUGCAGGCGCGACUGCAGCCAACGAGCUAUUAACAUUCAUAUUAGCAGACCCAGGAGAAGCUUUGCUGGUUCCAACUCCAUAUUAUCCAGGUUUCGAUCGAGAUCUAAGGUGGAGAACCGGCGUAAAGAUUGUACCUGUCCAUGGCACCAGCAAGAACAACUUCCGAAUCACUGUCGAAGCCUUAGAAAAUGCCUACUUUGAAGCUGAAUCUACAAACAUUAAAAUCAAAGGCCUUCUGAUUACAAAUCCAUUGAACCCAUUAGGCGCAACGAUUGAACGUUCGGUCCUCGAAGACAUUCUCCGCUUUGUCUCGCAUAAAAACAUCCAUCUCAUAUCCGACGAGAUCUACUCAGGCUCUGCCUUCUCCUCAUCCGAAUUUACAAGCAUCGCGGAGAUCGUCGAGGCCCACAACUAUAAAGAUUCAGAGAGGGUCCACAUUGUCUAUAGCCUGUCCAAAGAUCUGGGCCUUCCUGGAUUUAGGGUUGGAACAGUAUAUUCAUACAAUGAUAAGGUUGUGACUAGUGCAAGAAGGAUGUCUAGCUUCAGCUUAGUUUCUUCUCAAACUCAACUUCUAUUGGCUGCUAUGCUAUCAGAUAUUGAAUUCACAGAGAGAUAUAUAAGGAUUAAUAGAGAGAGAUUAAGAAAGAGAUAUGAAUCUUUUGUUGAGGGACUGCGGUGGGCGGGGAUCGAGUGUUUGGAUGGGAAUGCUGGUCUAUUUUGCUGGAUGAAUUUGAGGCCGUUGAUGGAGGAGACGACGAGAGAAGGAGAGUUGGAGUUGUGGGAUUCGAUCCUGAAUGAAGUGAAGGUAAAUGUGUCUCCAGGGUGUUCUUGCCAUUGUAGUGAGUUUGGGUGGUUUAGGGUGUGCUUUGCUAACAUGAGCCAGGAGGUGUUGGGUGUUGCUCUAAGGAGAAUGAAGGAGUUCAUGGAGAGGAGAAAGAGAAAGGCCCAACUCUUCGUUUAGGCUGUCCUUUGCUAAGAUGAGCCAGGAGGUGCUGGGUGUUGCUCUAAGCAGAAUGAAG